GGGAACGGGGGGAUGGGGAGGGGGGAGGCGGGCCGGGCAGCAGCAACGCAUGCGCAGUGCCCGCCGCGGCCUCGGCCGCCAGCACUUCCGGCCGCCGCCUGCCUUAAAGGGGCCGACCGGUGAAGCACGCGGCGCUGUGCUGCUCCCUGGUGGCCGCCGGCAGUAUCGCCUUCGUGGUGUCACCCGCCAGCCCAAGCCACGAGUUACCGGCGGGGGUGUCACGGCGAGGUUCGCUCCCCGGUCACAGCAGCGAGUCGUGGAACGCGGUUCCAGGCAUCUCCCGCCCCAAGCCAGCCCCGGCGGGACCACCGGGACCUCCCACGGCCGGCCCGCCAAAUCCCCCACUGCCCCCGCCGAGCGUGCCGGUCGACUGACAACGAGGCAGACCAAUGGAAAUGGCUGUGGCCACACACUGCUGACACCCCACAGUGGCACCCUGAGCUCCAAGAACUAUCCGGGCACGUAUCCCAACCACACCAUGUGUUGCUGGAGGCUCCAAGCCCCCCCGGGUACCUCCCUACUCCUGGCAUUCGGGGAUGUGGAUCUGGAGUCCUCGGAGCACUGUGCCCACAGCUCCUUGCUGCUGGCUGACCCCCAGACCGGCACUGCCUACGGGCCCUACUGCAGGAACUCCGUCCCUUCUGCCCCACUUCUGGUGACAAACUCCAGCACUGUGACUGUCCUGUUCAACAGCACCAGCCACCGCUCGGGACGAGGCCUGCUUGUGUCCUAUGCCACCUCACAGCACCCAGACCUGGUCUCCUGCCUGGUUCGAGGCACCCACUACACCCAGGAGCACAUCAGUGUGUACUGCCCUGCGGGCUGCAAGGACAUCCAUGGGGACAUCUGGGGCAACCCGAGCCAGGGCUACCGGGAUACAUCAGUGCUGUGCAAGGCAGCUGUGCAUGCCGGGGUGAUUGCGGAUGAGCUGGGCGGGCAGGUCACCCUGUCCCGGGAGAAGGGGAUCACGCUCUAUGAGUCGGCCUUUGCCAACGGGCUCCGCUCCAAAAGGGGAUCUCUCUCCGAGAAGCGACUUGUAUUCCACAAAGCCUGUGAUGAUGUGCUGGAGGUGGUCACCUUCAAUGCCUCGUCCUGGUGGCACGAGGUGGACAUGCUGGGCCAGGACCGAGCCUGGGUGGCUGAACGGGCAGCACUUAGCACCACCGGCCACUCCUGGGCCGCUGAACCCGGUGCUGAGGCUGCCUGGCUGGAGCUGGACCUGGGCACCCGAAGGAAUGUCACAGGCAUCAUCACAAAGGGCUCCUCCGAGCAGCAUGACUACUACGUGACGUCCUACCAUGUCUCCUCUAGCCGCGACGGGAAGAACUGGAGACCCUACAGAGGCAGCAGUGGUCAGGAGGACAAGGUGUUUGAAGGAAAUGCUGACAGCCAGGGGGAGGUCUCUAACACCUUUAUCCCCCCCAUCAUCGCCCGCUACAUCCGUGUCACACCGCAGAGCUGGCACCAGCGCAUGGCCCUGAAGGUGGCCCUGGUGGGCUGCCAGCUGGCACGGGUCCGCGUGCCCCGUCCCUACGUGCCCAGUGUCCCCAAGAAGGUGCUUGAACCCACCAGCCACCCAGCCAGCCACACCCCCAUCCCUGGCAUCGCCCUGGACCCAGAGAAGGCAGGCUCCACACUGCUGGUGAUGCUGCUUAUUGGCGGCUUUGUGCUUCUCUGCUCCUGCCUCCUGCUCCUGGCUUUCCUCUACCACAGGAAGAGGAAGUCAGCAGUGGAGCUGAACUGCGGGAUCACAAAAGGGUACCCCAAGCUGGAGUCAAGCCAGGUCUGCUCCCUGCAGAGCCUGCCAGCCCCCAGCCUGGCCUCCUUCCCCAUGGCCUCCACACCAGGGGAUCUCAGCUGGACCCAUUCUCCAGAGUACACUGAGCCAGACCUGGUGCAGGUGAGCCCCAGCAGCCAGACAGGUCCCUCCACCUUCAAGCCACUCCUGGAAGAGGGCUACACUCUACCACUGGUCCAGAACCACUAUGACACCCCAGGGAAGCACCAUGAGUACGCGGAGCCGCUGCCGCCAGAGCCUGAGUACGCCAUGCCAUUCAGUGAGCCGGAGCCCGCUGGGAUGCGCUGCAGCACUUGCAUGGUCGCAGGAUCUGCCGGGUGCCCCCCGGUGCAGUACCAGACCCCUGCCCUGCGGCCCGGGGAGCUGCCCGCUGGGGUGGAGCGGACUGGCAGCCCCUGUUCUGAGGGGUCCCGUGGGUGGCCUAGGCACUGUCCCCUCGCACACGUGUACCAUGAGGCUUUGUGAGGAGGGGAGCAGAGCGGCGUGGUAUUGGGCGGGGAGAAUGCGUGUAAAGGGGGACGUCCUCCUUGCGCUCGCAGUGGGCUUUUUUAAAUUUAUCCUAUGUAAAUAUAUGUUUUAUAUAUAGAAA
Messenger RNA from Vidua chalybeata, 2387 nucleotides. Its product is annotated as discoidin, CUB and LCCL domain-containing protein 1-like. The record is from RefSeq and is a predicted model, not a curated record. NCBI's taxonomy places the organism in Eukaryota, Metazoa, Chordata, Aves, Passeriformes, Viduidae.